Messenger RNA from Euleptes europaea (tarantolino), 2525 nucleotides. RefSeq names its product zinc finger CCCH-type containing 14 (gene ZC3H14). Bases 44 to 2251 code for a protein of 735 amino acids. Gene Ontology annotation, cellular component: cytoplasm; nucleus. Gene Ontology annotation, molecular function: metal ion binding; poly(A) binding. Gene Ontology annotation, biological process: regulation of mRNA stability. The record is from RefSeq and is a predicted model, not a curated record. NCBI's taxonomy places the organism in Eukaryota, Metazoa, Chordata, Lepidosauria, Squamata, Sphaerodactylidae. The transcript is spliced from 17 exons.
CCGGUGAUCCCGGGACGGGCGGCGCUUGGCGGAGUCGGGGGCCAUGGAGAUCGGCACCGAGAUCAGCCGCAAGAUCCGGAGUGCUAUAAAGGGAAAACUACAGGAACUGGGAGCAUAUGUCGAUGAAGAACUUCCUGAUUAUAUCAUGGUCAUGGUGGCUAACAAGAAAAGCCAGGAACAGAUGACGGAGGACCUUUCCCUCUUUCUAGGAAACAAUACUGUGAGAUUUACUGUAUGGCUUCAUGGUGUGUUAGACAAACUCCGGUCUGUAACUACAGACCCUCCCAGCCUAAAAACUUCAGAGCCUAACGUUUUUGAGAACAGCCUGUCUUUGGGCAAAAGCACUUCAGGCGGGAUUGAGGAGAAGAUGGGGGAAGAAAUCCUGCCGCCUCUUGCAGUCUCAAGUUCUCGGCCAGAAAGGACUGAAGCCAGAGUUUCAACUAGCUUCCAGGACCAGAGGGCUGUUGCUGCCCGGCAGUCUUGCCAAGAUGGCUCCACCUCUCUCUUAAUGUCCACAGUGAAACCUCUAAGGGAACUGUCCCCCUCAGAAGCCGUAAUUGACAUUAAACCUGAACCGGACGAUCUCAUUGACGAAGACCUCAAUUUUGUUCAGGAGAAUCGGAUGCCCCGGAAGAAGCCCCUCGUCACAGUGACUUACGGCUCUUCCCGCCCAUCUCUUGAAAUCUACCGGCCUCCGGCGAGUCGAAACACAGAAGGCAGUGUUCUUCUGCAGAGGCUGCCACAACAGAGCAACAUACCGACUGGCAAGCUGCUCGAGACGCAGGGCAUCAGGUCACAGGAAGCCCUCCCGCUCUGUGAUCCAGACGCAUUUGGCAGCUUGGCUGAGAGUUACAGGCCCCCUCUCAGAGUGAACACUGAUAAAAUUAGCUGUGAGGAAGAAAGCUCCAGGAAAAGGAAGCUGCCCGUUGUUAGCUCAGUGGUCCGAGUGAAACGGUUCAGUAACGAAGGGGGAGAGGAAGAGGAGGAGGAGGAGGAGGAGGAAGAUUAUGGCCUGCGACUGGGAGGCAUUUCCAGCAGCGUGUCUGUGCCUGCAAAGCCUGAAAGAAGGCCUUCACUGCCACCUUCCAAACAAGCCAAUAAGAAUUUAAUAUUGAAAGCAAUAUCUGAAGCUCAGGAAUCGGUGACAAAGACCACCAACUAUGCUACAGUUCCACCAAAGCAGACAGUUCCCGUGGCUCCCAGAACGCGGACUUCCCAUGAUGAAGCCCUCCUAGAAAUGAUGAACAUCCAGAACCGGCCAUCCAGAGUGGACACCCAGAUACAGGAAGACGAGCCAAAGGAACAGACAUUGGGGAGAGUUCCAGGAACACAACAAAGGCAGCUGCUCUCCCGCCUCCAGCUUGAACCAGGCAUCGAAGCGACAUUGCAAAACACCCCAGAUUAUUAUGACUUGGAAUCCAUGGUCCACACAGAUACCAGGUCAUUUAUCCUGAAGAAGCCGAAGCUGGCUGCGGAGGCCGUGGUGCCCCAGAACCUGGAAGUCGGGAAGAACACCGCAGGGCCCGUGCAGGCACUUUCGGGGCGACUUAUACAGACACGAGAGCAGCUUCUGCAGCCUGAGAAACCAGCUAGUCCCAAGUUCAUUGUCACCUUGGAUGGCGUGCCCAGCCCUCCCGGGUACCUAUCAGAUCAAGAGGAGGAGGAAGUGAGUCUUAUGGAAGGAGUCAGACCGGUCCCCCCCAAAGCACCAGCCAGUAAGGGAUUAAGAAGCCUUCGAGCGCAGCAGAUGCAUAUUAUCUCCCGACAGCUGGGGAGUGCUGACGUGGAGAUGGGGGAGAUGGCUGUCCUUCAGAAAGCGGAGAAAGUCCCGGAGCGCUGCAAGUACUGGCCGGCCUGCAAAAAUGGAGAUGAAUGUGCCUUCCAUCAUCCCACACUGCCGUGCAAAGCUUUUCCCAAUUGCAAGUUUGCCGACAAAUGUUUGUUCAUCCAUCCAAACUGCAAAUACGAUGCCAAGUGCAGUAAGCCAGACUGUCCUUACACACAUGCCAGCCGGCGGACUCCACUGCCACCUUCAAAACCAGCCCCACCUCCAGUACCAGCAGCGUCUUCUACCAGCCAGCUUUGCCGAUUUUUCCCUGCGUGUAAGAAAAUGGAAUGUCCAUUCUACCAUCCGAAACAUUGUCGGUUUAACACUCAUUGUACCAGAGUAGACUGUACAUUCUACCAUCCUUCUGUUUCUGUACCACCGCGUCAUGCCUUGAAAUGGACUCGAACUCAGACCAGCGAAUAAUUAUCACACGACCCAUUACAUUUUCACUGUUGUACUCUGAUGGAAAGACACUUGUUGAUGGAACCAAGAUGCUGUAAAAGUUACAUCAUAUAUGCCAAGCCUUGAAUAUAUAUUGUUUCUUAAAAUGUAGUUGAUUGCAUACUUGAAACAUGUACUUUGCAAAAUUGUAUAUUUAAUUACUGAUUUUACAUAUUUCUAUUGUAAAAAGAUGUAUGUGUAGGGAGGAGAAUUUUACUUUAACCUUAAUUAAAACAACAAGGCAUGGGUUUUUAUC